This is a messenger RNA of Chelmon rostratus (copperband butterflyfish), 4607 nucleotides long. RefSeq names its product peroxisome proliferator-activated receptor delta b (gene ppardb). The record is from RefSeq and is a predicted model, not a curated record. NCBI's taxonomy places the organism in Eukaryota, Metazoa, Chordata, Actinopteri, Chaetodontiformes, Chaetodontidae. Bases 425 to 1969 code for a protein of 514 amino acids. Gene Ontology annotation, cellular component: nucleus. The transcript has 8 exons. Gene Ontology annotation, molecular function: RNA polymerase II cis-regulatory region sequence-specific DNA binding; zinc ion binding; nuclear receptor activity. Gene Ontology annotation, biological process: positive regulation of transcription by RNA polymerase II; cell differentiation; negative regulation of inflammatory response.
AGUGAAGCAAAGCAAAGCUAGGAGCAACAAGAAGAGAGUCGGGGAGGGAUUAUCAGUUAACUAUGCUUGUCUGCGUGUGAUAAUGUAGCGAACAAACGUGUCCAAACUGCUUUUCUUUUCUCCUUGGCUCAGCGGUUUGUCAGCUCGUUUGCUCCAUGAAGGCCUGAACCAACCUAAGUUUAUGUUAGCAGUCUGACGUUAGCUCCUGCUGCUAGCUAACUCCUGCUGGUGACUUCAAACAACUUGUCAACAGCCGAUCGAUCUGGACAGGACUCGGGACUGAUUUUGCUACUUGUUUAUUUUAGCCCGUUGGCAAUUUCUCGUAGCGUAAAAAAUCUUCUCAACCAGCAGCACUACUGGGAGAGUGGCGCUAUGAUGGCAACGUGACAGGAGGGGAGCCGCUGAGUCAGCUUCAACAGUAACCAUGGAAUGGUUUCAGCAAACUGCUACAGAGCAACACGACAGGGUAAACGGCUACUGCAAGCCCAAAUCGCCCCAGGACACAGCUGAUGUCAGGUGGACGCCACCGGAAGGAGAGUCUGGAGGUUCAGACAGCUGUGAGGGGACGAGUGUGUCGGAGCUGACAGAUCUACAAGAGUUGAAGCCGAGGGAAAGUGAGGAUGAGGAGGAGAAGGAGGAGAAGGAGGUAGUUCCUGCCUCUAAAGGCCUGAAAGGGGACCAGAAGAAAAAGGAGAAGGAGAAGGAGAAAGAGAAAGAGAGUCUCGAUCAGGAAGAGAACAGCAAGCAAAACAGUAGUGCAGCAUCCAGCUACACAGACCUGUCACAUACCUCGUCGCCCUCGCUGUCAGAACAGCUGCGUCUUGGCCGAGAAGACAGCGCAGGGUCUGGGAUCAGCGUGGAGUGUAAGGUCUGCGGGGACAAGGCCUCUGGCUUCCACUAUGGCGUGCAUGCCUGUGAGGGUUGCAAGGGGUUUUUUCGGCGAACCGUGCGGAUGAAGCUGGAAUAUGAUCGCUGUGAGCGUUCCUGCAAGAUUCAGAAGAAGAAUCGUAACAAGUGCCAAUAUUGUCGCUUCCAGAAGUGCCUGUCUUUGGGAAUGUCCCAUGAUGCGAUUCGAUAUGGACGUAUGCCUGAGGCGGAGAGGAAGAAGCUGGUGGCAGGUCUGCUUGCAGAGGAACUGAACCUCGGCAAACCAGGUGGCUCAGACCUGAAGACCUUGGCCAAACAAGUCAACACAGCCUACUUGAAAAACCUCAGUAUGACCAAGAAGAGGGCCCGUAGCAUCCUGACCGGCAAAACCAGCAGCACCUCGCCGUUUGUGAUAUACGAUGUGGACACACUCUGGAAGGCGGAAAGUGGUUUGGUAUGGAGCCAGUUAGUUCCAGGUGCGCCCCUGACCAAGGAGAUUGGGGUCCAUGUGUUCUACCGCUGCCAAUGCACCACGGUGGAGACUGUUCGAGAGCUCACAGAGUUUGCCAAGUGCAUUCCAGGGUUUGUGGACCUUUUCCUCAAUGACCAGGUGACUUUGCUGAAGUAUGGCGUGCACGAGGCAAUUUUUGCCAUGCUGCCCUCUCUCAUGAACAAAGACGGGCUGUUGGUUGCCAAUGGUAAAGGCUUUGUAACCAGGGAAUUCCUGCGCAGCUUAAGAAAGCCCUUCAGUGAGAUCAUGGAGCCCAAGUUUGAGUUUGCUGUCAAGUUUAAUGCUCUGGAGCUGGAUGACAGUGAUCUGGCCCUGUUUGUUGCUGCCAUUAUUCUCUGUGGAGAUCGCCCCGGGCUAAUGAACGUGAAGCAGGUGGAGCAGAGUCAGGACAGCAUCCUCCAGGCCCUAGACCUCCACCUACAAGCAAACCACUCUGACUCUGUCUACCUCUUCCCCAAGCUGCUGCAGAAGAUGGCCGACCUCCGUCAGCUGGUUACCGAAAACGUUCACCUUGUCCAAAAGAUCAAAAAGACUGAGUCAGAGACCUCGCUCCACCCUCUACUACAGGAGAUCUACAAAGACAUGUACUAGUAUUCUCCAGCACAGACUGCUUUCAGCAAUACUGUUAUAGACUGAAUUCCCCUUUAUAAUAAUACACUGCAUUCAGUACAAGCACUGUUCCACGUACAGGCAUGGAUAUUAACAUGUACAGAUGAGGAAGAGCCACGUGGUAGGGCUAACACAAUCAGCAAAGUCUUCUCAAUGUCAGCAUUACCCUCAGCACAGCAACGUGUGCGUGUGUGUGUAUGUGAGAGAGAUGAGCAUCUGGAAUCAUUUGCUGCAAGUCCGAGUUUCCCACAACGGUCACUUAACAGAGAGAAUGAUAUGUUUUCUCUCAGGCUGCUCCUGUUACAUUCUAAUAGCAAAACUGACCCCAGAGUAGUGUCUAGAGAGAGCUUCUCCUCACGUGUGAAGGGAAAGCAUUUCAUGUUCUUACACCAGUGGCAUAGUUGGAAUAGAAAAGAGCCGUCAGUUUGUACUGUGCAAGAGUUUCUUAUGAUGCCAAUGUCUUUGAUAAGAGUGAUUAUCCUCAGACUUUUGGUAAAGCUGAAGAUGCACAAAUUGGGUUAUGUUUACAUCAUUAUCAUCAUCAUCAUCAUCAUCAUCAUCAUCAUCAUUAUCAUCAUUAAUGACUGCUACUUUGCCAUUUGGUUCAUAGAACACAAACUGGGCUGGCUCCAGCAGUGUAGAGCUCUCUCAAAGCAGCUAUCUGUGCAAUACCGUUUAGCAUUUUGUCAAUAAAUGUGGAGAUCCAAGUUAUAUAGGUUUUGUCUUAAAGCCAUCUACCUAAGUGGUAACUAAUGGGCUAUGCUGCACAGAUUAUGUUUUUGAAGCUGACACUAUAAACACACGACCCAUUGAAGUACAAGGGACCGCAUGUUUUUUUUCUUUCUUUUGACAUGCAAAUUAUCAUGAACUUGCCAUUUUUAGGUUUUUCUUAGUUUAUUCUUUGUAAUUCUGUUACUAAUUAUUUUAAUUGUUGAUCAUAUUUGUAAGGGCAAAACACGAAUUAUCAUCUUGUUUUAUGUAUUAAGUAUAUCUGUUCUUUUAUAUUACAUGCCUGCCUAUUUAGUUUAGGUUGUACCAAAUGUAUCGUCAAGCAUACCAACAAAUUUGUCCAUGUUGAGGAAUUUGGAUUUCACACCUUUAGCAGGAUUUACAACCCUGAUUCCAAAACAAACUUGGGACACUGUAAAACACAAAACUGAAUGCUUGCUAAUCCUUUUUGACACAUAGUCUAUUGAAAACAGUGCAAAAACAAUAUAUCUGAUUUACCAUGUACCAUUUCAGUGUCAUUUAUUUUUGUUAAUACAUACUUAAUGUGAAUUUGAUGCCAGCAAUACAUUUUAUCAAGUUGGGACAGGAGCAACAAAACACUGGGAAAGUUGUGGAAUGCUCCAAAAACACCUGUUUGGAUAAUUCCACAGGUAAAUGGGUUCAUUGGUAACAGGUGACAGUAUCAUGAUUGGGUAUGAAAGGCUCAGUCUGUCACAAGCAGGGAUGGGAUGACCCAAGAGGGGUCAUAAACAUGCCAAUGAAAACAGCUGCAUUUUGCAUGUUUUACACAGUGUCCCAGCUAUUUUGGAAUUGGAGUUGGACCUAAAACCAGCACACAGUAUCAUGAUGUCAUUACUGGGAGAAUUGAGGAUGAUUAGAAAUCGACAUCCAGCAUCUGGUGUCAUAAGUUGUUUUUGUGUUCACCCAAGAUAUAACCACAGUCCUAGAUUACUACCCUUUUUGUGUAAAGUCUGAUUUGUUUUGUUAGAAGAGGCACAAAGUGUAACAGCCUGACAAUACUGUAGCCCCCUCUCUUUUUUUCCACUGCAGUUAUUCCGAAUGGACUUCAGUACGUCAGCACUGGUGCACACAGUCCACCUUCAGAAGUCUCCUCUUGUGCUCUUAUUCUGUCUUGAUCCCUAUCUACCUCUAAUGUAUGAUCUGUGACAUUAUUCCGCUGUCUCAUCUAAUCGCUGACAUUUUUGUUUUUGUUUUGCCUUAAUUCCCUGCUUUUGGUACACAUGUCAAAUUUGAUAUUAAUGGCUGAUGUGCGGUGUGCCAAGAUAGCAAAGUGUGGAUGGAUAAAACAAGAAAGUACACCAAAAAGUUGAUGUAAGCUACCUCUGUGCCUGCCAUUUGUUCACAAAAACUAUAGUCCCAUGUAACUUAUCUGCGCACCCAGUUUAGUUACAUUUCACCGAUAAACUUUAUUAGAAAUAUUAGCACUGAUUUUCUCCUUUUUUAUUAUGAGGCAGUUUAUUAACCUUUAAAACUUGUGAAGUACCAUAACUGAUUAAACUUUGGGAUAGUUCUGACAAACUGAUGGAUAAAUGGGAAAUUGGAGUACGUCACAUACAAACGUCAACGUCACGUUUCAAUUGGUUGUUAGGUUAAUUGGUUGCAGGAACCGGCUGUCACGUAUUUAUAGAUAGACAGAUAGAAGGUGCUUGGCUGCAUGCAUUAAACACACGGAGGAUGGACUCGUCCCUCAGUGGAAGUAUCUGUAGGUAAGCGGUAGUUGGUUUUAUAUGAAGCCAGUGAAGGAGAGAAAUUAUCGAAAAGUAGCAGCUCUAAUGCUGAGAAACGUUACAAACAUCCGUGUGCCUGUGCUACCUUCAAUUUAUGUCGUGCCUCAUUUAAAUGCAGCCGUUAAGGUUGAAAAGUGCGUGUU